AGAACAAAGACCCAUUCCGGUAUUGGCGAGUCAUUUGUUAAAGUCUCAGAUGCUAAAAACUCGUUGAAAAAACGCGGCCGUUCAAUAUUCGUUUAAAACUGUAAUCUUUUUAUUACACAAUAUCCACAAAAUGAUCAUUCACAUUGUAAAAUUUGAAUGCAAAAGAUACACGAGACUGCUUAUACAACAAAUACAAUUAAAUUGAUAACUCAAAUAUCAUCAGCUUCUAGCGCUUCGCGGUCUUUCGAUCUGCGCGUCUAGGCUAUACCUUAGGUUGUUUCCCUCGCCGACUGACCUUGCGCGUCUGUUGUCAUCCUUUGACUCCUAGGUUUGUUCGUAAAGGCGUUACGGAAUGCUUGGGUUUCAACAAGUUCGUAAUUAGAAAAUGAAAGUUACGGUAACAACUCUGACCGAUUUCAUAUUCGUUUUGGACGUGUCCGAAGACCUGGAGCUAGAGAAUUUCAAAGCUUUUUGUGAGAUAGAGUCCGGGUUUCCGGCCUCCGAGGUGGUGAUAGCCUUCAAUGGAAGGCCCCUGAUGGACAACAAGAAGUCCCUGAAGGAGCAUGGGAUCAAAGAUGGGGACGCUGUGAUAUUGCAACACAUGCAGGGCUCGCAGACUAGCAUUGACCAACCCGGGGGCGCUGUGAAUUUCGACUUCAGCAAUGUAGCAAUUCCAAACAGCUUAAGAAACAGGACACCCGAUGAUGACCCCGUUUUGAUAAGAGAUAUGUUCCUAGCAAAUCCAGAUCAACUGGCACUGCUCAAACAGAAUAAUCCAAGACUGGCUGAUGCCUUGUUGAGUGGAAAUAUUGAGACGUUUUCCUCGGUGUUGCGCGAGCAAGUCCAAGCGCGCCAGGAGCGCGAAGCACAAAGACUGAGAAUGAUAAACGCGGAUCCGUUCGACACUGAAGCUCAACGAAUGAUCGCCGAGGAAAUCAGACAAAAGAACAUCGAGGCGAACAUGGAAGCGGCCAUGGAAUACAAUCCGGAAUCGUUUGGGACCGUGGUCAUGUUGUACAUCAACUGUAGGGUCAACGGGUAUCCCGUCAAGGCUUUUAUUGAUUCAGGCGCCCAAACGACGAUAAUGUCGAGCCGUUGCGCUGAACGCUGCAACAUCAUGCGUUUGGUCGACACGCGAUGGGCGGGCGUGGCCAAAGGCGUCGGCGUGCAGCGCAUCAUCGGGCGCAUUCACAUGGUGCAAAUCCAGAUAGAGAACGUCUACUUGACGACCAGCUUCUCGGUGCUGGAGGAACAGCCCAUGGAUAUGUUGCUGGGGCUGGAUAUGCUCAAAAGGCAUCAGUGCUGCAUUGACUUGCAUGCAAACGUGCUCAGGAUAGGAACUACUAGUACUGAAACCUCAUUCCUUUCCGAAAGUGAAUUGCCCGACUGCGCGAGGCUUAGCGGCGCAUCUGAAGAAGAUGUUAUGGCUAAAUCGAGGAAAGAAGCAGAGGAUAAGGACUUACAAAAGGCGCUACGAAACAGCAAACACGACAUGGGCAGCAGUAGCAGUAGACCAGGAUCGACGCCUCAGGCAGCCCCUGCUACCGUGUCAAAACCACCGUCAGAACCAGCAGCAAGUCUAAACGUGCUACCGGGCGACAAGUUCACGCAGGCGGAUAUCAACGAACUUGUCGCUAUCGGUUUCACGCAAGAUCAAGUGGUGUUCGAACUGAGACGGUUCAACGGCGACAAAACACAAGCUAUGGCCGCUCUUUUCGCGAAAUCGCUUACAUUUAACUAGCGCGUAGUCUAGCGACAAGUUCACCUGAACUUGUUGUGACGGAUUUUCCAAGUGGCAUUUGAAGUGUUUCGUUUGAACGGGGACAAAAAGCCACUGUCGCGUUUACCAAGGCAUAGCGGUACUGAACGACACUGACGGUAUUUCGGGGCCCGAAGAGGGACGUACAUUUAGGAAUCUAGUUUGAAAGUAGUUUAAGGGAUUAGUUCUGCUACUGUCGUAUAGAUGGCGAUGGAUCUUUGAUUCCUUUUUGUCGACUUUAAGAUCCGUUUCAAUUAGGUGUCUUCAAAUACCCACCACGUUCCAUCUGAGGAUAACCAGUUAAAUAUAGAAAAAUAUAGAUGUAUUCAUAAUUAAAAACGCUUCUUUUGUGUGGUAAACUAAGGAUAGCCUGACGCAGUUGCGAGUUUUUAUUUUUUUAUGCUUUAAAAAAUGGUGCCACCAGUUCAUUUGUGCGUACAAGUAAUCAUUGCAAAAACAGUAGCGCUAUGUACUGAUGAACGCGACUUAUGUAUUUUUUAAACGAACGAUGAGUCAUCCAAAAUUUGUUGGCAGAAUCGUUUCAAUGUGCUAGCUUCAGUUACAAUUUUUCGAUAAUGAUAAUGUCAGUGAAUUGUCCAUAUCCGCAAGGUCAAAUGUUUCAAUGGUUUCAAUCUAUGGUAAUACGGACGUUAUUUCGUGAACUGAGUCAGCGUUGGUAUUUGUUAUGAAAUUCGCAAUUUGCUCUAAACCUUAACUGCUUAUUGUUUCUUGUUAAACAUUAAUAUUCACACUUAGAGAUUAUAAAACAACAAACAAAUAUCACCUUGGCCAUGGCCUUCAGAUAUUGAAAAUAGCAAAUAUGUUCGCCAGCACGGUUGAGAGGUUUGAGGGGAUCACCGAAAGAUGACCUUCAAGGUCAAGGUGGAAAUUUCUAGAGGAAACCUCCCAUUUUUGUACUGGAAAUAUAAAAAGCUGGAAAUUUUACGUCCGAAUUUCGACAUCAAAUAACAUUUGACUUUGACACGACCUUGACUUUGAGGACAAGGUCACAUUCGGACGUAAAAUUUCCUGCUUUUUCCUCUUCCAGGGUAAAAAUAAGAGGUUUCCUUUGGGAAUUUCGACUUGAUCUUGAAGGUCAUGGUCAAGGUCACAUUUGAGUUAUCGCAACGGAAUUGAAGAGGAGGAAAUCUUACGCCCAAAUAACACCUUGGUCAUGGCCUAGAAGAUUCAAACAAGAUAUUGAAAGUAGCAGCACAGUUGAGAGGUUUGAGGGGAUCACCGAAAGAUGACCUUUAAGGUCAAGGUGGAAAUUUCUAUAGGAAACCUCCCAUUUUUGUACUGGAAAUAUGAUAAGCUGGAAAAUUUUUCGUCCGAAUGUGACCGUGACCCCAAACAACUCUUGACCUUGACUUUGAGAUCAAGGUCACAAACGGGCGUAAAAUUUCCCUUUUUCCUCUUCCAGUGUAAAAAUAAGAAGUUUUCAUAGGAAAUUUCGAAUUGACCUUGAAGGUCAUGGUCAAGGUGACAUUUGGGUGAUCGCAACGGAAUUGAAGAGGAGAGAAUCGUACUCCUAAAUAUCGCCUUGGUCAUGGCCUUCAAGAUUCAAUCAAGAUAUUGAAAACAGCAAAUAUGUGCCAGCACAGUUGUGAGAUUUAAGGGGAUCAUCCAAAGAUGACCUUCAAGGUCAAGGUGGAAAUUUCUUAAGGAAACCUCCCAUAUUUAUACGGGAAAUAUACAAAGCUGUAAAUUUUACGUCCGAAUGUGACCUUGACCUCAAACAACUCUUGUCCUUGACUUUGAGGUCAAGGUCACAAUCGGACGUAAUAUUUCCCUUUUAAAUUAUUAGAGGAAGCAUCCUAUUAUUAUACUGGAAAUAGAAAAAUUAGGAAUGUGUUUAAGGUCAACUCAAAUAACAUGUCCUUGACAAUGACCUUGAUUUUGAGGUAAAGGUCACAUUCGGACUUAAAAUUACCUGUUUUUUCUCUUUCAAUGUAAAAAUAAGAUCUUUCCUUUGAAAAUUGUGACUUGACCUUGAAGGUAUGGUCAAGGUCAUAUGUGGGUGACCCGCACAGCCACAACUGUGAUGUCACCUUUGCUAUUAUAUAGCAAUUAUACAUUGUUUACGUUGUCUUGAGUUGACCUUGAAGGUCAUGGCUACGGUGAUAUUCGGAAUUUUCAAUUGCGACGUGAAGAAAGGGGAUUAUAUUUAAAAGUAUCCAUUUGACCUUGAAAUAAUCUUGAACGCCCUGCAACUUUUGUUUGAAACUUUAUCGGUUGCACAGUUUUCGAAAUAUUUAUGUGGGGUUUUUAAAAUGGGACUCCUCUAUUCGUACAAAGAUUAUUUCACAUUUUUUUGUAAAUAUACUUUUAUAGGUAUGUUUUUAACGUAUCAAAUGUCAUGAUUGAACUCAAAAUACAAUGUACAGCUGGUUUCUACGAAUGGUAGUACGAAAUAGUAUAAUAAUUGGAUUGUAUUUAAUCAGCGUAUCUAUUUUCUCUUAAAAUAUUGAUUAUCAUUAAAUAUAUUCGGGUUAGUUAAAUUUUUUUAGGGUGGAUGACCUCACUUGGUGUGCUUAGUUUUGUGAAUUCUGACAAAAAAUAUUAUUAUAUUAUUUUUUCACACAAAAAUGGCAAAUAAGGAAUAGGCGAUGUUCUUUAAUCUUUAAAUGGAUCUUUUCUAACAGUGC
Molecule: messenger RNA, 4407 nt
Organism: Acanthoscelides obtectus
Lineage: Eukaryota; Metazoa; Arthropoda; Insecta; Coleoptera; Chrysomelidae
Source: the annotation of a GenBank genome assembly